AUGUCGUCCACCUCAACUUGCCUCCAGCUCGAACAAGUGCAGAAGAACCCGACUACUUUCCACCACAAUUUGUUCUCCGAGUCCAUUUCAGAUUAUUCCAACGAGUCAAGAUCUGAAUCUGAACCCGCGUCGCCGCGAUCGGAAGAGUUAAAGCAAAGAGUGUUGCUUCUCAAGGGGGCUCGCGAACAAUAUGCACUAGUGGAAGACCACGCUGUUCCUUCUGUCUUGCAUGAGGGAGAGAUCCUUGUCAAGGUCCUUGCAAUUGGCCUCAACCCUGUUGACUGGAAAGGACCGGCAUUCAACUUUGGUAUCCCCAGCCUGCCAUGGAUCAACGGACGAGAUUUGGCUGGUCGUGUAUUACAAGUUCCCAAGGGAUCAUCACGCCUCCGCGUAGGCGACAUUGUGCUGGUGCCAUCAACAGAUUACCGUGACAUCAGGAAAGCAGCGUUCCAAGAAUACGCCAUUGCGACCGACUUUAAUGCUGCCCGAAUUCCUCCUUCAACAUCCAUCCACGCUUCAGCUUCUGUCGGAGUCGCAUUCGUCGCUGCGGUUCUCGCCCUGGGCGUGUCAUUCGGACUCGACUUUUCCCUUAUAAAACAAGUUCCCGGUCCUAACCUGCCCAAUAUUAUCAAUAAACUCGACCGAAAUGACAUACCCGCCGAUAUACACCAAGAAUGCUUUGCAUCAUUAAUGGACUCAGAAAGGCCGCAACGUGGAGAUUGGGUUGCUUUCUGGGGAGCCUCAACUACUACUGGCCUGGUUGCUCUUCAACUAGCCAAGCUCGCCGGGUUACGCGUGAUAUGCAUAGCCGAUGCCGCGCGACAUGGUGCCAAGCUCGUACAGUCCGGCGCAGACCUGCUUGUCGAUCGUCAUGACCCCGAUCGUGCAGUCGAGAUUAUCCGUGGCGUUACUGGCGGCAAGCUGCGAUAUGCAAUCGAUAUAGUCGGAAGAGAAACAGCAACACAACUUGAAAAGACCCUAAACCCCGAUGGUCAUGCCCACCUUCUCGGAUUGUCCGGUUUGCCCAAAGAGCAAGCCCCGGGCAUUCACUACCACACCGUUCCCAUUAAGCUUUUCCAUACCGCUCCCGCAGUAGGCGAAGCUAUGGUUUGCUGGUUGGAGGAUCUUAUGCAAUCGGCAAAUUUCACAUUGCCUGAGAUCGUUCACGCGGAGGGAGGCCUGGAAGGUAUCAAUGCGGCUCUUGAGACGUUACGGAGUGGUUCAGUCUCUGGAAAGCGGAUUGUGGUCGAUCUGGGCUCUUCGCUCGUAUAG
Molecule: messenger RNA, 1272 nt
Organism: Penicillium bovifimosum
Lineage: Eukaryota; Fungi; Ascomycota; Eurotiomycetes; Eurotiales; Aspergillaceae
Product: zinc-binding alcohol dehydrogenase family protein
Exons: 4
Coding region: 1-1272 (423 amino acids)
Molecular function (GO): oxidoreductase activity, acting on NAD(P)H
Source: RefSeq, a predicted model, not a curated record